Molecule: messenger RNA, 2462 nt
Organism: Laetiporus sulphureus 93-53
Lineage: Eukaryota; Fungi; Basidiomycota; Agaricomycetes; Polyporales; Laetiporaceae
Exons: 4
Coding region: 354-2135 (593 amino acids)
Biological process (GO): protein quality control for misfolded or incompletely synthesized proteins; mitochondrial protein processing
Cellular component (GO): mitochondrial inner membrane
Molecular function (GO): metalloendopeptidase activity
Source: RefSeq, a predicted model, not a curated record
GGUCGAGGACUACAUGGAGCAGCAAAGAGAAUCGGAUCAGUGGGUGGAGGCCACCAUCUCAGACAGAUUAUAGAUUGCACGGAAGAUUAGAUAAAAUGUCGAGUGGCCUUGAUGCAUGGCUCGAGUCAGAACAAGUGCGACGGAGCCGCUGUCAGCUGCGCGCUAUUCACUACUGUCGGCCGUGCGCACCGUCUGCUUCGACGAGCCUCAUACGCGACCUCGGUAGCUGUGCAUCGUGCUGACCGCAGCUGAGCAUUAAUCAUGCAGUACCGCGUUGGCAUUGCGAGUGCCUAGGCUGGUGGCGAAGUGCGAGUCAAAUCAGCGUUCGCAGAUGAUCGGGGCAUGGGUCUCCUAUGCGCACCCUAUAUAGAUCCGACAAUCUGCGUCCCCGCCGACAAUGUGCUAUGUUGCGAUCUCUCCUCGCACGAUCCUCUCCACCUAAUGCCGCCAUCCUCCCAUCGUCGCGGCGCUCGACCUUGACGGCAUGUUCAUCGUCAUCCAACACUUCCGGCAUGCGCAAGAGCCUUCACAUCCUUCAGGUGACUAAGCGACACGAACGAGCCCUGGCUGUGCCGCCUUCCCUCAAAAUUGCCCAUUCUCAUGCCAGGACAUUCCACAGUACUCCACGGCGAAGCAUUCCGGGUUGCUUUGUUGUUCUAAAGACCUCCGCCGCUAUCGCAACUGUUGAGACUGCUGUAAAGGUGUCUCUGACAUUCCUCCCCGUCCUUCAGAUGGUGCGAUUUCGGAGCAAGAAAAUACUUUACAUGGUCGAUCGUAAGAUUCAAGCGGGCCGCACCGAUCUCCUCGAAAAGAGAGAAAGAAUCGCCCAAAGAAUGGCACAAUCCAAGAAGCUCUUUCGUUUUCUUUUGUAUAUCCCCGCCGUCCUUGUCUCCAUGAUGGUGAUCGCCAGCCUUGAAAGGACACCUAUUACCGGAAGAUUGAGGCUCAUCCUCCUGUCUCCGGAAGAAGAGGACGAGAUAGCCGCCAAGCUCGCCGGCGUGGGCUGGUACCAAGCCGUCGGUGAGAUCCUCUCGCAAGCCGGUAGACCGCAGCUUGUCCCUCCGUCUGACUGGCGCUACCUCUGGGUCCAGGACACCCUUCGCCGGCUCGAAUCCAUCAUCCCUAUCCUCCAGCACGAGGAUGAGAUCCUACCGGAUUGGAUGGAGGUGACUCUCGACGGCGUCCCACAACCACCGCCGUCCGAGUACCCGCUGCGCCCGCGCCCGAAGGCAUCUGAGUACUUCAAGCGCUUCGCAGACGUCGCAUGCGCCCGCGAGGCUCAUCCUACAUCGCAUGAAUUCACGGGCCCGCCGUAUUCGCUGAUUGUCAUCGAACGACCGGAGUUCUGCAACGCCUUCUCGUACGGUUUUGGGCCAGAUGGAGCGGGUGGCAUUGUGGUCUUCUCGGGAUUCUUGGAUGAGAUACUGGCGAAGCAUUCAUCUGCGCCGGUACAAUCUCCUCAUGAGGAACAUCACGAGGAUAAUUCGUGGUGGUCCUCAUUUCUCGGCAGUUUCUUGUCUCUCUCUCCUCCGCCACCUGCACAUCCCAUGCCUACAGAAGAACAGACCUCCGAGCUCGCCAUUCUCCUCGCGCACGAGCUCGCUCACCUUAUCCUAGCACAUCAUCUCGAGACGCUCUCAUCGGGCUCGAUAUUCGCGCCAGGACUCAUGUCAAUCCUCGCGGACGUCGUCCGCACUCUCGUAUUCCCCAUCACCAUGCUAUUUGGCCCAUUCAUCAACGACGCCCUCGCCAGCGUCGGCAAAGCGAGCUCUGGCGAGUUCGCGCGCCUGUCAGAAGCCUGCACCAACCAAGUGCAAGAGAUCGAGGCGGACGUCGUCUCUGCACGGCUGCUUGCGCACGCCGGCUUUGACCCGCGGCACGCAGUGCAGUUCUGGGAGAACCGCCACGAGAUGCCGCAGGGCUCUGACUGCUCGCCUGGCGGCAUCGAGCAGCAGGAGGCGCAGAACGAGACGCUCCAGCGCGGCUGGGCGGGGUCGUCGCACCCUGUGAAUGUGGAGCGGCUGAAGCGGCUCAAGGAGGAGCUGGACAGAUGGGAAGAUGCGCGGCGCAAGGCGAGGGAGAAGCGCCGGGUGAUGAAUGAGCAGAAGAAGGCUAGCGAGCAUGUUGUUUCGUAGGGACGUUCAUGUAGCGACCCAUUGGUUGUGUUUUCUCCACCACUCAUAGCUCUGUUUUGUAUUAGAAUAGUCGUACACUCCAGGAUCAGUCUAUUUAAUCUAACAUAUGGUAUCCAGCUAAUCUCUCGAGCCAUAUGCCUACGUGAUAGGGUCACAAACACAUAUAUCUCGACCUGCUACGACCCUGCAUGUGUUAGCUGGUAUGAGAUCGUGGUCAUUGGUCGUGUAGCGAAUUCCCACAAUAUCGAGAUCAGGCUCCAACAUCAUUAUAGGGAAGGGAUGCACGGAGGGAUACUCCCAGCUUCAUUAGCACAAUCUAUACAGAGU